CAGACUUCCCAGGCCCUCUUGACUCCAGCAGCACGAGCUGGGAGAGAGCGAUCAGGGAGUCCGCCGCUGCCACCUCAACAUGGAGUAGCGACAUCCCAGGCGUUCGGUGCUAGAAGAGCGGCUCCCACAGAGAGGACCAGGCGACGGCUCGUAUCGCUACCACCGGCCGAGGGCCCCGCACAUGAUACAGCAGCAACCGCCUUUUGUAGACGCGACGGAACGCUCGGCUCCCCCGUUGAAAGAUGGCGAACGACUCUCCAGCUAAAAGUCUAGUAGACAUCGACUUGGCUUCAUUGCGGGAUCCCGCUGGGAUAUUCGAAUUGGUGGAGGUGGUUGGAAACGGCACCUAUGGACAAGUAUACAAGGGACGACAUGUCAAGACGGGACAGUUGGCGGCCAUUAAGGUCAUGGACGUCACAGAGGAUGAGGAGGAGGAAAUUAAACUGGAGAUCAAUAUGCUGAAGAAAUACUCUCACCACAGAAACAUAGCCACCUACUACGGUGCUUUCAUUAAGAAGAGCCCCCCGGGACAUGAUGACCAGCUAUGGUUGGUGAUGGAGUUCUGUGGCGCUGGUUCGAUCACAGACCUGGUGAAGAACACCAAAGGGAACCAGCUGAAGGAAGACUGGAUCGCCUACAUCUCUAGAGAGAUUCUCAGAGGUUUGGCCCACUUACAUGCCCAUCACGUCAUCCACCGUGACAUUAAGGGCCAGAAUGUCCUGCUCACUGAAAAUGCAGAAGUCAAACUAGUGGACUUUGGGGUCAGUGCUCAGUUGGAUCGAACAGUGGGGAGGAGAAAUACCUUUAUUGGCACUCCUUACUGGAUGGCCCCUGAGGUCAUUGCUUGUGACGAGAACCCAGAUGCUACAUACGAUUACAGAAGUGAUUUAUGGUCUUGUGGUAUCACAGCUAUUGAGAUGGCCGAAGGAGCACCACCACUUUGCGACAUGCACCCAAUGCGUGCGCUCUUCCUCAUUCCAAGAAACCCUCCUCCAAGGCUCAAGUCCAAAAAAUGGUCCAAAAAGUUUUUCAGCUUUAUUGAGAGCAGCUUGGUGAAGAACUACACACAGCGACCCCCAACAGAGCAGCUGCUGAAACAUCCUUUCAUCCGGGAUCAGCCCAACGAAAGGCAAGUCCGCAUACAGCUCAAAGACCACAUCGACCGGACCAAGAAGAAGAGGGGAGAGAAAGAUGAGACAGAGUAUGAGUACAGCGGUAGUGAGGAGGAGGAAGAGGAUCCCCCAGAGCAGGAGGGAGAGCCCAGCUCCAUUGUCAACGUGCCAGGUGAGUCAACUCUGCGCCGCGAUUUCAUCCGCCUGCAGCAGGAGAACAAGGAGCGAUCUGAGGCACUCCGUCGGCAGCAGCUCCUCCAGGAGCAGCAGCUCCGGGAGCAGGAGGAGUACAAGCGUCAACUACUGGCCGAGAGGCAGAAACGCAUUGAGCAGCAAAAGGAGCAGAGGAGGCGGCUGGAGGAGCAACAGCGGCGAGAACGCGAGAUGAGGAGGCAACAGGAGCGCGAGCAGCGUCGCCGCGAGCAAGAGGAGAAGAGGCGAAUCGAAGAGAUGGAUCGUAGACGUAAAGAGGAGGAGGAGCGUCGGCGGGCCGAGGAUGAGAAGAGGAGGAACGACCGCGAACAGGAGUACAUCAGGCGUCAGCUGGAAGAGGAGCAGAGACACCUGGAGAUGCUGCAGGAGCAGCUCCUCCGUGAACAGGCCAUGCUGCUGGAGUUCAAGUGGCGGGAGCUCGAGGAGCAGCGCAAGGCAGAGCGACUCCAUCAGCGCCUGCAGCAGGAGCAGGCCUACCUGCUGUCGCUCCAGCAUGAAUCCAAGCAGCAGCCUGGAGACAGGACCAAAGUCCCCUCAGACCAUAGCAAACCCCCGCAGACCUCCGCCCUGCCCCCUGACAGAGCCAUUACGGCAACCCCGCAUGCUCAGGUUCUUGACAGUGUUGUUUCUGUGGCCAAAGGCUCCCACGAGUCCUCCGGAGCCUCUCAGACAUUCCCCUCAGACAACGUUAAAUCCCAGGCAGCUGUGCCACAGAAGACUGACUCUGAUGAAACCUGUCCGAGCCAGCUCACUAAUUCCCCUAGCCCCCCUCAGCCUGAAACCCUCAGUGACUCUAAAACCUCCCAGGCAGAACCAUUGGACCUCAAUAGGCCUGCUGUGUCUGUCAGUCAUCCUCCUCAGCCUAUCGGAGAGGCUGAUGAGCGCUACCGUAAGAACAUCCAGGGUUCUCCUCAGACCGCCCCUCCUCCCAAGCAGCCACCUCUGCCUCCCCGCUCCUCUGAAUCAUUCUCCAACGGUGGCUCCUCCUCAGAGGCUGCUGCCAUGCACCGGCCCAUGGAGCCUCAGGUCCAGUGGUCCCACUUGGCUGCUCUAAAGAGCAGCAACAGCGCCGCCCCCUCUCCUCCUCCUCCUCCUCCACCCGUGGUCUCCCGCUCCCAGUCCUUCAGUGAGCCCGGCGGCGUGACCACUAGCUUUGCACAACUCCACCUGCGUUCCCAGGACCCCCACCAUCACCAUCACCACCCAUCACCUGCACGCACUGACCCACAGCCCCAUCCUCCCCUACACCACCCUCAGGCCCAGACUAGGGCUGAGCACCAGGCCAUCAAUGAAGAGGUGCCUCCCAAGGUGCCAGUUAGGACAACAUCCCGGUCUCCAGUGCUGUCACGUCGCGAGUCCCCUCUGCCAUCGCAGCCCAGCAACCAGGGAGGACAAAGGAAUGCUAGCAGUAACUUGGACCAGCGUCCGCUGUGGGACCGGGUGGAGAAGCUGCAGCCUCGGCCAGGCAGCGGCAGCUCCUCUGGCUCCUCCAACUCCAGCUCACAGGCCGGUUCUGGGGACCGCUUCAGGCCACGCUGUGAGUCUCCUGCUUCCUCUAAAUCUGAAGGAUCCCCUCUCCAGCGGCCCGAGAACGUUACCAAAAAACAGGAUGAAAAGAACCUCGCCAGGCCCACUCGACCAGCUGACCUGACUGCUCUGGCCAAGGAGCUCCGUGCGGUAGACGACGUGCGACCUCCACAUAAGGUCAUCGAGUACUCCUCCUCAAGCGAGGAAUCGGGCACCACUGACGAGGAGGACGAUGAGGAGGUGGACCAGGAGGCUGGGGACGAGUCCACUUCAGGAACCGAGGACUCCAGGGCUGGGAGGCUAAGUAACGGGGAGACAGAAUCUGCCAAGACCAUGCUGGUUGAGGACUCGGAAAGCGACCAAGCCUCGACACCUUCGAAGGAUGGCACCCUGGUCAUUAGACAGAGCACCAUUGACAUAAAGCGGUUGGUCAGUCUCUCAUCCUCAUCCUCUUCCUCGGCUGGCUUCGGUCAGCCCCAGCCCCCCAUCUACAGCCUGCCAGAGAAAAAUGGCUUUUCAGGCCGCAUACAUCACCUGCCAGACCUUAUCCAGCAGAGCCAUCACCCCCCCUCCUCCUCCUCCACGACCAUCCCUUCCUCCUCCUCCUCUUCUUCCUCCCUCCCCUCUUCAUCUAGCCAUGCCAGUCCUGCCGUAUCCCCACAGAACUCCCUGGACAAACUCAUUGCCAUAGAGUCCCAGUCAGAGACCAACUCCAUUUCCAAACACAAGUCAUCCUCAUCCUUUACUCCGUUCAUUGACCCGCGCCUCCUCCAGAUCUCCCCAUCCAGUGGCAGCUCUCUCAACAACAUGGCUGGAUUUGGGCAGGAUGGGCGACUUGCAGACCCGCUGAGGGUCGAUCCGUCCCGUAAAGGCUCCGUGGUCAACGUCAACCCAGUCAACACGCGCCCACCGAGCGACACUCCAGAGAUUCGCAAGUACAAGAAGCGGUUCAACUCUGAGAUCCUGUGUGCUGCGCUCUGGGGGGUGAACCUGCUGGUGGGGACAGAGAGUGGUCUGAUGCUGCUGGACCGAAGUGGUCAGGGAAAGGUCUACCCCCUUAUUAACCGAAGACGCAUCCAACAGAUGGACGUCCUGGAGGGACUCAAUGUCCUGGUCACUAUAUCAGGUAAAAAGAACAAACUGCGAGUGUAUUACUUGUCGUGGCUCAGAAACAAGAUUUUGCACAACGACCCUGAGGUGGAGAAGAAGCAGGGCUGGGUUAACGUGGGCGACCUGGAGGGCUGCGUUCACUACAAAGUCGUAAAGUACGAGAGGAUUAAGUUCCUGGUGCUGGCCUUGAAGAACUCUGUGGAGGUGUAUGCUUGGGCACCCAAACCCUACCACAAAUUUAUGGCCUUUAAGUCUUUCGGUGACCUGGUGCACAAACCUCUGCUGGUGGACCUGACCGUGGAGGAAGGACAGAGGUUAAAGGUCAUCUAUGGCUCCUGCUCAGGCUUCCAUGCUGUGGACGUGGACUCUGGUGCUGUCUACGACAUCUACCUGCCCACGCAUAUCCAGACCAGCAUUCAGUGCCACGCCAUCAUCAUCCUGCCCAACACGGACGGCAUUGAGCUGCUGGUGUGUUAUGAGGACGAGGGCGUCUAUGUCAACACCUACGGUCGCAUCACGAAGGACGUGGUGCUGCAGUGGGGAGAGAUGCCAACUUCAGUGGCCUACAUUAGGUCAAACCAGAUCAUGGGCUGGGGUGAGAAGGCCAUAGAGAUCCGCUCUGUGGAGACGGGACACUUGGACGGCGUCUUCAUGCACAAGAGAGCUCAGAGACUCAAGUUCCUUUGCGAGAGGAAUGAUAAGGUUUUCUUUGCAUCUGUGCGAGCUGGAGGUGCCAGCCAGGUGUACUUCAUGACCCUGGGGCGCACCUCCCUCAUGAGCUGGUAGCCGACGUCCUGCCGCUCCCAAACCUGAUGACCAGACCUAAGCAGUGACCAAAAUGCCACGACUGUGACUAUGAACAACUAUGAUGACGACAAUAACAGCUUCCUCUCACCUGCCCGGGCAAACGAAACCACAGAUCGGACUGUAAUGAUGAAGUAAGCGAGGGAUGGGUGUGUACUUGGAGGCAGGGAGCUGGGUUCUGUCACAGUUCACUGAGAAUACUAAUAACGUAUACUACAGCGACAGAAAUCCUCUGAGCCUUUCUCACCACGCCCUCAUGACCAACCUUUGAGCCAAUCCCCUCCUCCUCGUCCUGCAGGGGGUCGUGGGAUCUGUUGCCUGUCGAUGAUAAUUAUGUGUCAUAGUAAAACUCUGCAUCCUGUUUUGUGUGUGAACGGAGGAGACGCCGAGCAUGUGACAAAGUGUAUAAUCUGAAGGGAAGCUCACCGGCUAAACACGGCUGUUACUCUUAUUAUAGAAGUAUACUGCACUGUAUGUGCCACACUUGAGAGUAGCUGUGCUUAGUUGAGGUAAAAUUCACUCAUAUCCCCAGCGUGACAGUUUCCCACGUCAAGCAAGUCAUCACAUCCACAGUUUUCCCCCAGUUACCAAUGCUUUACUCGUAAAUCUGCCUGAGUCUUCACUUUUUUGCCUUCUCCUCCAAAGUGAAGAUUUUUUAAGGGACCUUCUUGAUGUAUGAUUAAACACAGGGUACUGGACAUCGGCGUGUACAUAUGUAGGCUUCGUACCUUCCUGGGGUUAAACAGACACUCUUUCCACUUUUAACCACAUUGCCUCACGUCAGGUUGAGUCCAGCAGAGGUAGCCCUGCUAACGAUAGCAUGUUGCUUUGAUUUGACGUUAUCGACUAAUGUAGCCCCGGUUUCAUACACUGUAUAUUUUCUAUGACUUGCUGUACAUUAAUAAAGCAUAAACACACAGGACAAAGCCGUGGAUGAGCUUUAAAGGAUUUUUUACUGGUCGGUAUCACAUUGACAACACACACAAGUAGACCUAGAAAUACGAGCUCCAUCCCCAUGAUGUUUGAUUUCUAGGUGGGUUCUUCCUUCAACAUCACUGAUAAGUAGGACUAGCGCAAACUGUGAAUUAGACAUGCAGAAGUACAGUAGCAGGUGGCCAUUAACAUAGCAUGGAGGUGACCAGGCAGACGUGAGAGUAAGGGAAUGAAGGCAGCGUGCUUAGAUGUGGCAUAAAUGAGCUUUGAAAUCCAUACUCAUCAGCUGAUGUAUGAUGUUUAUCACAAAUCACCAGACUACCGGCUUAAGCUUGAUGGUGUGCUAAAAAGCUGCCCUAGACUGGGCCAACGUCUUCUGACGAACGAUGACACAUGGACUUUGCGUAUUAUAGGGACACUUUAUUCUGAAGCAGACAUGUAAUUCAAUAUUGGACCUUUUUGAUGUUUUGGGUUUCAGACCGUUUAUCCGGUUCAGUUUGAGCUGAAGAGACGACUACACAACGUAACUAGGCCGUGACACUUCACGUUAGGUUUAACUUCAUUGUUGAAAUAGGGAAUCCAUCCUGCAGCUGUGUGUGAGUGUGAGUGAGAGAGAGUGUUUGUGAGUGUGUGUGUGUGUGAGCGGGUGUGAGAAAACUUGACAACGGGACUCAAAUCUGCCAGGCUUUACUUGCUUCACCUGAACUUGACUCUUCAAUGCCGCUCUCAGUAAGGAGGGUGCCUUCACUUCACUGUCUAAGAUGGGGAAUGCCACAGAACACAAUACUGAGAUGAUUCUCGAUAAUCACAAAAAACGAAUCACGUUCUAAUAUAGCAGUGUUACGAAACCGCUUCAGACGGCGUGAAUGAAGCAGCAUUUUCUUUUUAACUCGGACUUAGUUUUUAGUCUUGUUUUCUGCAACUUUUAUUAUGUAACCUUUCAGAUAAGUAUGCGACUGCAGUGGUUUUGAAAUUGUAAUGCACACCUUAUGUUGAAAAUGUUUACAGAAGCAAUUGUUUUGUUCAACCAAUGUGCAUCAAUAUGAAUAUUUAUGGUUUAUUUUGAGGGCAGUUUCCCCCCGUUUUGUAUUUUGUAUUCCCUUUUUGUACUAUCAUUUAGACAUUUGUGUACAGGAAUAAUCAACUUUUGUUCACGUUACAAAUUACACAAGUCAAGAGUGUGAUUUCACUGAUUCCUCUGCAUCGUGCACCGUGUGCCCCUGGCUGCGUGGCCGCGUGGAUGAUGUAUCGUCUUCCACCCAGGUGCCAGGUGACAUGUUUCCUCUCAAGCGUCUCUCUGCCAUGCCUCUCUAAUUUAUGUCCUAUCUGUGUGUACUAUGGGAAUUACUGUAUUUUCCUGAAGUCUUUUUUUUCCAUUGAAUAAAAUCUGAAGUAAUUUA
Molecule: messenger RNA, 7099 nt
Organism: Betta splendens (Siamese fighting fish)
Lineage: Eukaryota; Metazoa; Chordata; Actinopteri; Anabantiformes; Osphronemidae
Product: mitogen-activated protein kinase kinase kinase kinase 4-like
Exons: 32
Coding region: 243-4748 (1501 amino acids)
Biological process (GO): protein phosphorylation
Molecular function (GO): ATP binding; protein kinase activity
Source: RefSeq, a predicted model, not a curated record